AUGGAGUCUGUGAGCGUCUCCAUCCGUGUGCGCCCUCUCAACGACAGAGAGGCGCAGUCCAAUGCACACGUCUCCUGGGAUGUCGACCAGAACUCAAUCACACAAUGCAACCGACCACCGCAAGCGCCGCGAUACGUGUUUGACAAUGUGUUCAACAUGGAUUCAAGGACCAAGAUGGUGUAUGAAAAAUCCGCACGCCCGAUUGUCGACGCCACGAUGGCAGGCAUGCACGGCACCAUCUUCGCGUAUGGGCAGACCUCGUCUGGUAAGACGCACACCAUGAUGGGCGAACCCACAGAGGAAGGCAUCAUCCCUCUUUCCAUUCAAGACAUCUUCAACAGCAUCGAGAAGACACCAGAUCGCGAGUUCCUGCUCCGCGUCUCCUUCAUGGAAAUCUACAACGAGGUCAUUGCGGACCUGCUGGCACCGGAGAACAACAAUCUGAAGGUGCACGAGACGAGCGAGGGCGACAUCUACGUUGGCGGGCUGACGGAGGAGGUGGUGUGCUCCCCAGAGGAAAUCUUGCGCCACAUGCAGAUUGGGCAGAAGAAUAGGAAGACCGGCAGCACGCGCAUGAACGACCGCAGCUCCCGCUCCCACACCAUCUUCCGCAUUGUCGUCGAGAGCCGCGAGUGCACGCCUGCCUCAUCUGAGUCAUCCGGCGAACAGGACCGCCAAUCCAUGGACGGCAACGGCGCCGUGCGCGUUGCCCACCUCAACCUGGUCGACCUUGCUGGCUCAGAGCGCGUGUCGCUGACGGGCGCAGAAGGUCAACGCCUGAAGGAGGGCGCACACAUCAACAAGUCGCUGCUCACGCUGGGCACGGUCAUUGCCAAGCUGUCCGAUGGCGUGACGAGCGAGACGGGCCAUAUCCCCUAUCGCGACUCAAAGCUCACGCGCAUUCUGCAGAACUCGCUUGGCGGCAACGCCCGAACCGCUAUCAUCUGCACCAUCACGCCCGCCAGCCUGCACGUGGACGAGAGCAUCAGCACGCUCAAAUUUGCCAGCCGCGCCAAGACCAUCAAGAACAACGUGGUGGUGAACGAGGUGUACGACGACGCUGCCAUGCUGCGCAAGAUGAAGCGGGAAAUCAACCAGCUCAAGAAGCGCAACCAACUGCUUGAAGAUGGCUCGGAGCUGCAGGCCCUCAAGUCCGAGAAGCAGUCGCUUGAAGAAGCGUUGAAGCAGCGUGACGUCGCCUCGCAGCGCCAGGCCGCACAGCUCGACCGUCUCAAGCGUGUCAUUCUCACAUCAAACACCGUGCAUGCGCUCGUUGGCCCACCGCCAGCCGCAGCAAAGCAGAUCAAGACGCGCCGUAACCGUCGCAAGACAUGGUGCCCUGGCCUGAGCGAGGACAGCGUGGCGAAGCGGUCGCUUGGUCUCCUCUUCUCGCCAUCCAAAGCAGCAACAAGCUCGUCAUCAUCAUCAACACGCCCACGCCAGCGGUCCAUGUUUCUGGAGGCGAGCAACGAGGAGCAGGCCUCCGCCCUGUCGCAGUUUAAAGGCGCGCGCAACCACGCAGCCGACAGCAACAAUGACAGUGCUGACGGCACAAACACCACCACCACCACCACCACCAGUGGCACUGACACUGCACAGCCGGCCACUGAAUACCCAGGUGAUACUUCAACAGCAAGCGGCAGUGGUGCAGGUGCACGACGCAAGCGCUCCCUGUUUGGCAACGGCGUCCCACGGCUGAAGACGGCCAAGGACACCAUGGCCACGUUCAAGCGCAAGGCCCGCGCCCGCCGCUCACUCGCCUCCUCAGCAGCAAACCUGGAGCUGAUGAAUGGCCUCCUUAGCGCCGGUGUUCACGGCGGUAGCUGCGGCAGCAGCAGCAUUGGUGGCAACGUUGGUGUUGGCGGGAUGCAGUCCAUCCCGGAAGACGCCCCCGUUGCCGACGACCACGACAGCGCACGCCCCGUGGCCACACGCGCAGAUAUCUUCAAGGCAAAGGCGCAGCGGCUGCAGACGGAUUUGAUCGAGAAGCAGCGCGAGCUUGAGAGUAUGCGGGAGGCGCUUGACACUGCUGAGGCGAAGCUUGCUGAAGCGCAGGCGGCACACCAACAGCAGGCAGCCACGGGAGUAAGCACGCAGCACGACGACGAGGAGGUGGCGCGAUGGCAGGCGGAGCUCAAGUCUCUGCACGACACGCUGGCGAGCCAGCACGCGCACGUGGAGGCACUGGAGGGCCGCAUUGUUGAGCAGCAACAGCACUUUGAAACGGAGCUGAAGGAAGCGCGCGAGAACACGGGGUUCCUCCAGGAAGAACUGGAUAUUUUGCGCGAGACAUGCGACCAAGAGCAGGCAGCAACGGCUGCUCUCAAGCAGGAGGUGACGGCACUGCAGGCGCGCAUUGACGAGCAAGCAACACAGCUCGCCGCACAGCAGGAGAAGCUGAGCGCUGCUGACACGGAGCACGAGACACUGGCGAAGACGGUCGCUGAGAAGGACGCGCGUAUUGCUGAGCUUGAAGCCGAAGUUGUGCAGACACGCACAGCUGCCAAGGAGGAGGCAACGCGUGAGCUGCAGGCGGAGAUGGAUGCGGCCAGGAACGAGGCACAGCAAGCGUUGCGCGAGCGCCAGGAGAAGGAGGAUGCUCUGUGUGAACUUGAGGUCAAGUUGGCCUCGCAGACGCGCAAGUUGAACGAGAUGAUGUCUGAGCUCACCACUCAGCGUGGCGGUGACGAUAGUGACACCGAUGGCGAUGCUGCCGCUGAGAAGGCGAGGAUGAAGACGGAAGAAGAAGAAGAAGAGGAAAAGAGGCGUGGCAUGGAGCGUGAGAUGCAACAGCAGUUGGAGACCAUGACAGCUGCGAUUCGUAAGCUGCACAACAUGCUCAAUGCCACCCCGUCGCCAUCAGCCACGACAACCACUCACGGGGAUGGUGAUGCCUCUCAAGCCACUUCCGCUGCUCAGCUGUCCACGCAGGACAUGGUUGCAGCUGUGGUGGAGGCCGUCGAGGCAAUGCAGAAGGAGCUUGCAGCCAGCAAGGAGCAAUCACAGACGCUGCUGAGCGAUAUUGCGCAGCAGAAGCAAGAUGCCGCAGCCGCUGCGGCCCGCUCGGCAGAGGAGCACGAGAGCCUGGAGGCGUAUGUGCAGCAGCUGCAGACGCAGCUCGUUGACGCUCAGCAGGAGCACGCUGAGGUCGACGCGAAGCUUCAGCAACAGCAACAAGAGCUCGAAGCCCUGCAAGUGGAACAGCAGAAGCAACGUGCGCAGCAACAAGAAGAAGAAGACGCAGAAGAGACAGCCGCUGCAGACACGCCUGCUGCCGUCAACGUUGAGGCCGUGCGUGAGGAAAUGAAGGAUGAAGUUCGGGCCGAGCUGGAGGCCUUCUACAUUGCACAGCAGCAGGAGCUGUCCGCCGACCACGACCGCCGUGUGCAGCAGUUGAUGGAAGCGCAUCAGCAGCAGCUGCGAGAGGAGACGGCCAAGCUGGACGCCAUGCAGACGGAAGUUGAGGCCCUGGUGAUGGCGAGCGAGAGCCAGACCCAGAGCCAGGAGGACAAGGCCACCCUGUCUGUUGAGGAGCACGAGCGUGUUCUGACCGAGGCCAAGGCAGAGUGGGAGAAGCAGGCUGCUACCCUUCAGCAGGAGCUGUCCUCAGCCCACGCAGAGCACGACGCGCACAUGCAACAACUGCGCAGCGACCUGGACGCCGCCAAGGAGAAGCUGGUGGUGGCUGCAGAGGAGAAGGAAACAGCACAUGCAAAGGUUGCUGCCCUUCAAGCAGAGCUUGACAGCGCGACGGCAGCCCACGACGAAGCCGUGCAGGCGCUGCAGGAGGAAGUGGCAGACAUGCGUGCGGAGCUCAUGGAGAUGGAGGCGGAGCGUGACGCCCUCUCGUAUGAGUACACCGUGAUGAAGGCGCGCACACGCCAGCUGCAGCAGUCCCUGUGCGCACUACAGCACCAGCUCAAGGAGGCCACAGCGGCACAAGCAACACGCAUGGAGCAAGAUGCAGUGGCUUGUUCGGGUGACAGCGCGGGUGAUGACUGCAGCAACGCACGCACAGACGCAGAUGCAACUUGCACCAGCAGCAGUAACAUCAGCAGCAACAGUGAUGGUGAUGUCAAGCAAGCUGGCAACACCGCUAUCACUGCAGAGACCACGAACAACAACAACAACAGCAGCAGCAGCAGCAGCCAUGACGACGACGGCGACAACGACAAUGCUGAUGACGAUGACGAGUCACCAAAGCGGAAGGGCGAUUCAAGGCGCUUUGGCCGCCGCAAGCGCAAGAAGAAGCUGGGUGGUCGCGGCGAGCUGACAAGCCCAACAACACUUGCCCAGCCCAAGUCUGGCUUCCGCUCGCUGGUGAGCAAGCUCAUGACGCCGAUUCGCCGCAAGAACAAGCAGCACCGCAAGAAGGGCAAAGGAGGCGACGAUGACAAUGAAGGCAGCGCGUGCGCAGCCGGUAGCAGCAGUGCGGCUGCGACCCCUGUGCGUGAGACAACCAACAAGCCGCGCAUGGCAGCCCUGCUGUCACCAAGCACACCUGCACCCUCCACGCCGCUUACAAUGAACAACAACAGCAGCAGUAAGGGGCACAGCGAAUCUGUGACCUCCACACCCAACACCACGACAACAACCGUGUCGAUGGACCACGCGAACGCCUCGCCUGCAUUGGCGUCACCAAAGGACCGCAACCACACGCACGCGCUGAGCACCCGCUUUGAGGAGCUGACGGCGGCGCACACGGCGCUGCAGGACGCUCAGGCGAACCUGAACGCACAGCUGCAGGCCGCCACAGAGCAGGUGACCGUGUCCCAGGAACGCAUUGCCGAGCUGGAGGCAGAGGCCGCGCGUGUGUCUGAGGCGCUCAAGGGCGCGGAAGAGCAACGUGAUGCGGCACAGAGUGCGCUGCACCAAGCGGAGGACGUCCACAAGUCGGCCGUCUCCGCGCUGGAAUCGCAGCUGGCAGAACUGCGCUCCGAGCACGCGCAGGCCACAACAGCAAAAGCAGAGCUUGCGGCACGUGUUGAGCAGCUGCAAACCGCAGGGGACGAGGCAACAACGCUGCUGGCGGAAGCAAAGGCGACAUCGGAGCGCCUGACCACGCUCGAGGAAGAAAACACGGAGAUGGCCAGCUACGUCGAGGAGCUGGAGACAGUGAACGAGCGCCUGCUGUCUCAGCUGGAAACAAUGCAGCAAGAGGUUGAGGAGGCGCACGCGCAGCGCGAACAGGCGCUUGCCUCCAUGAUGAACACAGCUGAUGGUGAUGGUGACGCUGAUGGUGCCGGCCAUGAAACCUCAGGUAAUGAUAAUGAUGCUGUGGCUGGCGAGACAAAGGCCGAAGAUGAGGCGAAUGCAGAAGAAGCGGAGAACGAGCACAAGCAAGGCGAUGCGACGGCUGCAACUGCAUCUUCAACACCCGUGAAAAUGGAAGAGGACACCGAUGCUGCCACGGCUGAGAGCGGCGAGGAGACGUCAGAGACAGCAGUUACAGACCUCGCUUCCCUUCAGGAGCUGGAGAAGGAGUGCACGGUUCUGAAGCAACGGGUUACUGACCUUGAGCAGUCACUCGAGCAGCAAGAGACAUCAUUCGCAGAUGAGCGUGCACACCUGGUCGAGGCAAGGGAAGCCGCCACUGCCAAGUGCACGCAGCUUGCCACAGCGCUUGCCACAGUGCGGCAGGACGUGCAAGCGCUGUGCGCUGUGCGCGAGCAACUGAAACAGGACGUUGCUGCGGCUGCGCGUCAGCAUGAGGAAGGCGUAGAGAAGUGCCAGGUGGCACUGACACAGCAGAGCCAGGCAGCCCAGCACGCCCGCGAGGAAGUUUCUCGGCUGGAAGCCGAGCUGACGACCAUGGCUAGCAAACUGGCGGAAGCAGAGGCUGUUGCGCAUGCGCUGCAGAGUGAGGCAGCAGCAACGACAACCGCCACGGAGCAGGAGGUUGUCAGCGCCAGGCAAGAGCUGCAGCGCGUGCAGGAAGAGUGCACCGAGCUGCGCAAGGCUAUGGCAACCAAGGACAACGAGGCUGUAUCGCAGCUUGAGAAGCUGCAACAGGAGCACGCAGCUGCCGCUGCAAGCGUGUCGCAGCUGCAGGCGUCUGUGGAAUCGCUGUCCAGCGAGCUGACAACUAUGUCACUGGAGAAGGAGGACGCCCUGCAGCGCUGCAAGGCGCUUGAGGAACAGUGCGCACGCGUGCGUGCGCGUGCAGCCGCGAGCGAGCAAGAGGCACAGGCGGCGCUUGCCCGUGCACAGGAGGACAAGUCCACACGCGUGCAGCAGCUGGAAGCGGAGCGCACUGCCCUGAGCAAGGAGGCAAAGCAUCUUCGCACUCAGGUGCAGGACCAAGUUCGCUUGCUGGACACUGCGCGUGACGCGCGCCUGGAGAUGGAGGUGGAGCUUGAGCACGCGCGUGCACAAAGCCAAGAGCUGCAGGCGCAGGUGGACAAGCUGUGCGCUGCCGUGCGAGACAUGGAAACCAAGGCGAACGAGCAGCAGCAGGCGCACGCUGGUGAUGUGGAGGCAUUGCAGCGUAAGUUGGCAAGCGCGGUUGCUGCGAAGGAGAGCGCAGAGCAGCGGGUGGCUGAGCUUGAGUCGAGCAAGACCAAGGCUGAGGAGUCGUGUGCAACGCUGCGCAAGGACUGGCAGCGGGCAAGCCGCAAGCUCAAGAAGCUGACGGCUGCGGCCAACUGCGACGACUACUGGCAGCGACAGGCGGAGGAGUUGAAGGCACACGUGGAGCGCCUGCAACAGGAGGCGGACUCCGCGUCCGGUCUUGGCGCAAAGGUGGAAACGCUGCAGCAGGAGCUCGCUGCGAUGACAAAGGCCAGCGAGGGUGUUGGUAGCGAGCUUGAGCAGACCAAGGCCGCGUUGGGGGAGAAGCAGCGUGAGCUGCAGAAGCUUCGAUUGAAGGUGGACACGAUGCAGGCGUACAACGACCAGCUGCAGGACAAGUUGAAGGAGCAGGGCAGCGUGGCCGGAGAGAGCGAUGCGCCGGGGCAGGUUGGCCAGUCUGCCAACUACGAGCUGAAGGAAAAGAACAAGCGGCUUGUGAGGCAGCUUGAGCAGAAGCAAACGGAGUGCAAGCGGCUUGCGCAGCAGCUUACCAAGCUCGGGCACGCUGCGGAGGUGUCUGCCCUGCCGUCGCUGCCCACGUCUGCCUCUGCCUCCAUGUCCAUGCCGAUGGGUCUUGGCGUGAGCAACAACGCCAACCCGCUCUCCGUGAGCGUGGCCAGCACCAUCAAGGGCACCGCGGCGGAUGGCGGCUCUGAGUUUGCUGGCAUGAUGACAAGCACACCGGAGCCAAAGGGGCUGCGGGCUCGCUCGACCCGGCGCGGAGCCAUCGCAAAGAUGGCGAGCGUGAAGGAGGAGAGCUGUGGCGAUGAAGAUGCUGCUGGUGUUGACAACGAGCGUGAGGACGCGGGACGAGAGGAUCAGGACCGAGCACAGCCGCUGAGUAAGCGCAGCAAGGUUGGGCGCAGCGCUUGUGGUGGCUUGCAAGAGCGCAACCAGCGAGUCGGUGGCAAUGACGGUGUUGGCAAUGAUGCUGUGGGUGAUGCUGUUGCUGCGAGCAAGAAGGCUGCGACUCGGGAGAAGCAGAAGAAGGGCUCUGGCACCAUGCGCGAGGACCCUGAUGCUGAAAACCAGGAGAACGGCAACAGCAGUGGCAACAGCAAGGGUGCGGUGAAGCUGUCGCUAAAUGAGUCUGUGAUCUCUCCCUCGCGUGCACUGUAUGAGCGGGCGAAGGCGCAGAGGCGUAAACCGGGCCAGCAAGAGGCAGCCGUCGCGGACCAGUGCAACCAGCAGUAGCUGGGCCGUGGACAUGUGGUGCACGUGCAUCGUCGAAUGCGUGCGUUUCGAAGAAGGCGGAUGUGGUGGUGGUGGUGGGGGGGGGACACGCGUGCACCCAUGUGUGUGUGCCUUGUGUGUUCUUAUCACUGAGCGUGUGUAUCGUAGUACGUGUUUGUUUGUGUUUCCUUCUUUGUGUUAUGUCCAUGUGGUUUGUGUUUUCAUUGAUUGACCAGAAAGCAAAGGCGAAGCGAGUGUUCAUUCAUUGUUUGUCAUUUUGUUCCAGAAACGUGCUGUUGUGCGCUUAUACGCCACCUCAAAUGAAGCGUUAAUGAGAG
This is a messenger RNA of Salpingoeca rosetta, 8081 nucleotides long. RefSeq names its product cenpe protein. Bases 1 to 7764 code for a protein of 2587 amino acids. Gene Ontology annotation, biological process: microtubule-based movement; mitotic cell cycle. The transcript has 6 exons. The record is from RefSeq and is a predicted model, not a curated record. Gene Ontology annotation, molecular function: plus-end-directed microtubule motor activity; ATP binding; microtubule binding. Lineage: Eukaryota; Choanoflagellata; Craspedida; Salpingoecidae. Gene Ontology annotation, cellular component: microtubule.